Molecule: messenger RNA, 1369 nt
Organism: Antechinus flavipes (yellow-footed antechinus)
Lineage: Eukaryota; Metazoa; Chordata; Mammalia; Dasyuromorphia; Dasyuridae
Product: fructose-2,6-bisphosphatase TIGAR-like
Exons: 1
Coding region: 108-869 (253 amino acids)
Biological process (GO): negative regulation of glycolytic process; negative regulation of programmed cell death; fructose 1,6-bisphosphate metabolic process
Cellular component (GO): cytosol
Molecular function (GO): fructose-2,6-bisphosphate 2-phosphatase activity
Source: RefSeq, a predicted model, not a curated record
CCGACUAAGCAGCGCUGGUGGCCAUAGGCUCUUCAGAGCCGAUCCCGGGCUGCUCUUGGGGAUCUCCCGAGACCCUCACCUCUCCUCACCUCGACGCCGGGCAGAGAAUGGCUCGUUUCGCUUUAACCGUUGUCCGACAUGGAGAAAGAAGAUAUAACAGAGAGAAAAUUCUUCAAGGUCAAGGUGUAGAUGAACCUCUUUCAGAAACUGGUUUUAGACAAGCAUCUGCUGCUGGUGAAUUUCUUAAGAAUGUGAAGUUUACUCAUGUUUUCUCAAGUGAUCUCAUGCGUACAAAACAGACCACUGCUAUGAUUUUGGAGAAAAGUAAAUUUUGUAAAGAAGCAACAGUAAAAUAUGAUAGAAGACUUCGUGAAAGAAAGUAUGGCAUCGCAGAAGGUAAACCUCUAUGUGAAUUAAAGGCAUUGGCCAAAGCAGCUGGGGAACAGUGCCCAAAUUUUACACCUCCUGAAGGAGAAACAUUAGAUCGGGUGAAAUUACGAGCAAAGGACUUUUUUGAAUUUCUUUGUCAACUGGUACUGGAUGAAGCGGGUCAGAAAGAAAAGCCCUCAUCAGGAAUAAUGGACAGUGGCCUAGAGGCUUUUCUAACAGGAACAUUUUCAUUAGGAAGCAACUGUGGAUUUGAUCUUAAUUCAGAGAGUGUUUCCCAAGUAUUAGAUGCUAAUAUAUUGGUGGUGAGUCACGGGGCUUACAUGAGAAACAUGUUUACUUAUUUUGUAGUUGAUCUACUCUGUAACUUACCAGCAAACUUAACCAAAUCGGACCUCAGUUCAGUCAGCCCCAAUACAGGGAUAAGUCACUUUAUAAUAAAUGUAGAACAAAGUGCUACAGGAAUUAAAAAAAAACCAUAAAGUGCAUUUGUAUUAAUCUACAGGAUCACCUAGCCAGAAUGACAGAAAGUGCCUAGCCUCAAAUAAAUCAUUAGGAUCUUAAUAUUUUUGUGUCAUUGAGGGAGCACCUUGCUUCCAAUAGUUUUGAUUCCAAAUACUUAAAAAAAGUUUUCAGAAAUAGGUUACAAAAUGAACAUGGAAAGCUAGUAACAUAAAAACUCUGUUCUCAAAGAGAACCCAGGGAAUGAAUUUUAAAGUAUGUUUUGAAAAAGAUCCACUACUGGUGUUUUGCAAAAGAAAUGUCACUUUGACAUGUCAAAUGUCAUUUGAGUAGAAAUGGCCAUGUCCUUGUUGAUAAAAUCCAGUGUUGUCAAAUGAAGUAUUAUAACUUUGUUAUAAUUUUGAAAUAUAAUUUAUUAUCACUGUAUUUAAUGUAUUGCUUUAUUUUGCUAAAUGUUAGCACUGAGGAUGGUUAUUUUUAAUAACACUACCAUGAUUUAUAAAAGAAAAAAAAAAGAAAA